AUGGCAACAACUAGCUCAUACUACGAUGACUACGAAACCACAUACAGUUACAACGACGAUUAUGAAGAUGAAGUGUGCAACAAAGCAAACGUCAUACAGUUUGGAGCGCUGUCCACUACAGUGUUCUUCUCCAUCGUGGUCAUCCUGAGUCUGUUUGGCAACGUCCUGGUCAUCGUGAUUCUGGCAAAGUACGAGAAUCUCAAAUCACUCACCAACGCUUUCAUCCUGAACCUGGCUGUGUCAGAUCUCUUCUUCACUGCCGGUCUGCCCUUCUGGGCCUACUCCCACGUGCAUGGAUGGGAUUUAGGGGAACCUGCAUGCAAAAUAGUCAACUUUGUCUUCUACGCUGGCUUCUACAGCAGCGGCAUCCUCCUGAUCCUGAUGACUCUGCACCGUUAUGUGGCUGUGAUGAAUCCUCUGUCUGACAUUGUGUCCGCCACAGGCACCUCCACCAUCGUGGCGUGUGUGAUCAUUUGGGCGGUGAGCAUUUUGGUCGCCAGUCCAGCCUUCAUCUUCACCAAAGUGGACAAAGAUCAAUGUGUAACUGCAAAUUCUUACUGGACCAUAUGGGGAAUCUACCAGCAAAAUGUUCUCUUCAUAGUGAGUUCAGUGGUGUUCAUAUUUUGCUAUUCUCAGAUCAUGUGCAGGUUGCUGCGUCCCACUCCCCAAAGAAGAAAGAGCAAAACCAUAAAGCUAAUUUUUACCCUCAUGGUAGUUUUCUUUGUGGGCUGGGGACCUUAUAAUGCAGUCAUAUUUAUGAAGUCAUGGUCUUACAUGCCCCAACCAGCUGCUGACUCCAAGACUCUGUCCUUGAUGUGUAAGGCCUCACAACCGCUGGAUUACGCCUAUUACAUUAGCCGACUCUUUGCCUUUUCACACUGCUGCCUCAACCCUGUGUUUUAUGUGUUUGUGGGGGUGAAAUUCAAGACCCACUUAAAAAAAAUGCUAAAAGGCCAAAGCAACAGCGGCAUCCGUAACAGGUUGAGCCGACUCACUAUCACUUCGCUAACAAGUGGCGAAGAGUUCUCGAUGUAACUGAUAAAAGAAGACGGAAGUGAAACAAGAACUUCCUCAUUCAAAUCCAGAGGAGAGAAAGCCUAAUUCAAAGUCCCAUUGACAUUUGCAAUUAAACAAAUAAAUACAAAUUAAAGUAAUUCUAGUCAUACAAUUUAUUUUGCUAGCAUGGGCUAGCAUGCUAAUGAUAGACCAUGAUACUUAAUAAUGGUUAAUCACCAAUGAAACAAGAUACAAACAAACUUUAUCUAUUCACUUUUAAAUCAACUGAAUUGACAGCAGAAGUUUAAACAUUCAUUAUUCUGACGGAUUUAUUAGAUUUCCAACAAAAGCUUAUAUGCAACAUGGUUCUUAUAAUAUUCUAUGAUGAUUCAUAUAAUAUUCAGAAUUUCUUGUUUAGAUUUAGGCACCAAAACUUAAGUUUGGGCAACAAAAGCACUUGUUAAAAGUCAGGAAAACAGAGCAGGGUUAGGCUUAAAAAUAACUACUUCCAUGCAGAACUACUGGAAGCUGCAUGGAAUAGCUGCAUUUCCAUCAACAAAUUUGCAUUAGAAAAGCUUGAUGGAACAACAAAAUUCUUUAAAACUUUCGCAAAUGUGCAUAAAAGUUUUUACGUUCGCUUGAGGUGCUUUUUGUCUUUUUCAAAAAAUAGUUAAUGCGCUUAACGGGAGAUGGAAACGCUUUUUCCUAAUAAUUUCUGACAUAGCCAUUAUUUACUGUAACUCACCUGACUAAUCAGCUGUUUCUGCUCUGCCAAAAGAAGAAGAAGAAGAAGUUGUUUCUGCUGUGGUUUGUUUAUUCGCUCUAAACCAGUUGAUGGAAACGUCAAUAAUUCAUAUUUUUCUUUAAUGAGACAUUGUGCUUAAAAUUCACUUCGUAGGUCAAAGCUCUGGUUUCGAAACCAAUCAUGAAAACAGCCUGCAACAUUGAAUGUAGUUUAGAUAAAGUUGCCAGCAAUGGUGAUUUUUGCAACCAUUUUGUUGACACUUCCUUUUCCUUGAUGUUCUUCUCAUCAAUUAAAACGUUUUAAAGUUGUGAAACUACAAUUACUUCCUUAAUAGAUAACAGAAAACCGUGGGGCUACUUUUUUAGGAACAUGAAAUACUGAAUAUCUAAUCAGUUAAUCAUGUCGCAAUACAUACAUUUGAAUAUAGUCAAGAGGUUCAGCCACUGUUCAGACAUCAAAAUGAGGAAGAAAUGUGAUAAACGUGACUUUCUCAAAUACUCAAACCGACCUGCUUCACCUCAAGAUUCACUCCACGAUGACACUGCACAUCUCUUUCUUUCGAAUGCAGAGAAAAGCGCAAACAACAAAAUCAUCCAGUGACCAGCAGCUCUGUAGGCAAAAAAAUGUAGACUGGUCUCACCAACCAUCAGUCAUGCUGAUAUUUAGAUGUUGAGGUCAGAAUUUGGCAUAAACAACAUAAAAUGGGCCGUCCUGCCAUUUAU
Centropristis striata (black sea bass) is the source of this 2463-nucleotide messenger RNA. RefSeq names its product chemokine XC receptor 1-like. Gene Ontology annotation, molecular function: chemokine receptor activity. NCBI's taxonomy places the organism in Eukaryota, Metazoa, Chordata, Actinopteri, Perciformes, Serranidae. The record is from RefSeq and is a predicted model, not a curated record. The transcript has a single exon. Gene Ontology annotation, cellular component: membrane. Gene Ontology annotation, biological process: immune response; chemotaxis; G protein-coupled receptor signaling pathway. The coding region runs from base 1 to 1035 and encodes 344 amino acids.